Messenger RNA from Magallana angulata, 2229 nucleotides. RefSeq lists its product as uncharacterized. The transcript has a single exon. Lineage: Eukaryota; Metazoa; Mollusca; Bivalvia; Ostreida; Ostreidae. Gene Ontology annotation, biological process: proteolysis. The record is from RefSeq and is a predicted model, not a curated record. The coding region runs from base 1 to 2229 and encodes 742 amino acids. Gene Ontology annotation, molecular function: aspartic-type endopeptidase activity; nucleic acid binding; zinc ion binding.
AUGAUUACAGACGAUAUGCAAAGAGACAGGACACAACAUGUUGAAUUGCCUCAUAAAGCCGACCAUAAACGAAAUUUUAUCAAGCCUGCGACGUUUGAUGGUAGUACGAACUGGAGUGAUUUCAAGUCACACUUUGUGGUAUGUGCAGAGUUGAAUUGCUGGUCAAUGAUUGAAAAAGGAAUGUAUUUGGCAGUAUCUCUUAGGGGAAAUGCACAAGGUGUGUUGGGAAACCUGCCAUCAAACGACCAGCGUACUUACGAUGCACUGUGUACAGCACUACAGCAAAGGUUUGCACCUACAAACCAGACGGAAUUAUAUAGGGCUCAACUGCGGGAGAGAAAACAGAAGGCUGUAGAGUCUCUUCCAGAGUUAGGGCAGGAUGUUCGUAGGCUGACAAAUUUGGCAUACCCAACCGCAACAGUUGAUCUCAAGGAAAUACUGGCUAAAGAGCAGUUCAUAGAUGCCUUGAGAGAUCCUGACAUGAGGUUGAGGAUAAAACAAGCGCGGCCAGUAGAUUUGAAUGAUGCUGUGCGCCAUGCGGUUGAGUUACAAGCUUUUCAGAGUGCUGACAAAAAGAUGCAGGAAAGUCAGGGGUAUGUCAGAGCAGCAGAAAAAGACAUCAGUGAAGUCAAAGAAAGUAAUACUGAAAAGGUGUUAAAAGAUAUAACAGAUGCCUUAUCCUUAUUAAAGAAAGAUGUUAAAUCACUAAAAGAGAGGCAAAAUGGGCAUUUUUCCUCACAGCCAAGGUUAGACAAGAGAGAACAAAACGCAACGCAAAACAGAACGUUUAAAUGCUAUUUUUGUGGCAGACCAGGCCAUAUGAAGAACAAAUGCAGAGAUUUUCUGGCGUCACAAGCUGGUCAAAAGCGAAGAGAAAAACAUGGUAGGCAACCAAGCGAAAUGUCAUGUACAGACAGCAAAGAACAACCCCAAGGAAAUCUAACACAACUUAAUUGUGGAGCAUCAGAGGCCAUAAACAAAGCUGGUGAGUCAGGUAUCUUUAUUGAGGUAGGACUGUAUGACACACAGUUAAGGUUUUUGGUAGACACAGGAGCAACGGUCACCAUUGUGUCAAAAUGCAUGAUUGCUGAUGUUUUGUCUGACAAACCACUCAGUAAGCUAAGUACAGAUAUUUUGAUAGCAGAUGGUACGCCAUUUAAAGUUUAUGGGACACAAGAGGUACAGUUUUCUAUACAGGGAAUGCUGUUUGACCAUACUAUAGUAGUCGCUGAUUUGAAUGUUGAUGGAAUCUUGGGAUUAGAUUUCCUAAGGCUCAACAAGUGUGCAGUGGACCUGGAAAAGUGUACACUGAAGUUUGGUCAAGUAGAAAAAGCAGUUGCAUGUCAAUACAGAGGCAAAAUUGGUUGCUUCAGAGUAAGUCUUUGUGAAAAUCUAGGGAUACUACCAAAGAGUGAAGUGAUGACAUACUGGAAUGUAAAUAACGUAGAAUCUAAUACCCCCAUACUUGGCAUAGUGGAACCAUGCAAACAGUUUUGUGACUCUGAUAGAGCAUUGGUGGCGAGAACUCUUGUGACCAGGAGCACAGAAAACAAAGUACCUGUGCGUCUUAUGAAUCUUCACAAUGAAGUAACACAUUUAAGGAAAGAUACAUUCAUUGCCGAGUUGAACCCAGUGUUUGAGGUAAUGGCUUUAUCUGAAAAAGGUAGUGAUGAUCUUACCAUGCUGGAACUGCCUGUUCAUUUACAAGAUCUCUUUGAACGGUCAACUGUGAACAUGGAAGCAGAAAAUAAGGAGAUUGUUCGUCAGUUGCUUAUGCGCUAUCACGCAUCUUUCGCCAAGUCUGAUCGAGAUUUAGGGCGGACGGACAUAAUUAAACAUAAAAUUAACACAGGAGACAGUCUCCCUAUCAAGCAAGCCCCAAGAAGAAUACCUGUUCAUCUGCAAAAAGAAGUUGAUGGACAUAUCGACGAUUUGUUGGAACGAAAUAUCAUUGAACCAUCUAGUAGUCCGUGGGCAUCAAAUAUAGUUUUGGUUAAAAAGAAGGACGGUACCACCAGAUUUUGUAUAGACUACAGAAAGCUGAACAAUGUUACAAAACACGAUGCCUAUCCUUUGCCAAGGAUAGACGAUUCUCUUGAUCAGCUUAGGGGUGCUACAUGGUUUUCCACUCUAGAUCUGUGUUCAGGAUAUUGGCAGGUUGCUGUUGACACUCAAGACAAACAGAAACAGCAUUCACAACUAGACGAGGCUUGUUUGAAUUUUCUGUAA